Molecule: messenger RNA, 1341 nt
Organism: Acanthosepion pharaonis
Lineage: Eukaryota; Metazoa; Mollusca; Cephalopoda; Sepiida; Sepiidae
Source: the annotation of a GenBank genome assembly
AUGUCCGGCGACGAUCUCGUCCAUCCAGGGCUUCACCACGAUCCUCAGCACCUCCUGGUAGAUCUCAGCGAUCCAGCUGUCGUUCUGCCUGUUGCUUGUCUGGUCCUGGAUGAAAUUCUUUUCAUCAGAGAAGAACCUAAGCUUCCCGGCGGAUCCGUGCGUGAGCUCGUGCAGCAAAGCUGCCGUCUUGACGCUCCUCGACUUCUUGGAGGCAUUCUUGAUGAGCAUGCGAUGAGACUUUUUGUAGGAGAAGUAACCAUUGUCCUUCUUGAUCGUUCGGCAGACCGUCGACUUGUGACAGCCAAUGUCAGCGGCGAUCUUGGCGUAGCUCUGGCUUCCAUCAUUGUCGACUUUCUCCUUGACAGCGGCGACGAACUCGUCGGUCCUAAAGGUUUGGCAGGAAACUCGUCCUUGUUCUCACACGCCUUCCACUUCCUCCAAAUGUCCAUGACCAUGUUCCUCUUGAACCCAAACCAGGGCAUCACUUCCGCAGGCUUCUUCCCGGCGCGAAAAGUAGCUACUACCGCUGCUCUGCGCUCAUAUUCCAUCCCGGAAAAGAGAAGAGAGAAAAACUUUAUCAAGUUUCAACACUAUCUCUUUCUCUUCAAAUCUAUCUAUGUAUCUCAUUCUCUUCAAAUCUAUCUAUCUAUCUAUCUAUCUAUAUAUCUAUCUAUCUAUCUCUUUCUUAUCAAAUCUAUCUAUCUAUCUAUCUAUCUAUCUAUCUAUCUAUCUGUCUGUCUGUCUGCUCGUCUUAAAUUUGGAAUUAAUAUUUUAUGUUUUUUUUUUAUUCUCUCUCUCUCUCUCUUUCUUUCUUUCUUCCUAUCUAUCUAUCUAUCUAUAUCUAUUAAUCUAUCAAUCUAUCAAUCAAUUUAUACCCAUCUAUCUCUAUCUAUUCAUCUAUCAAUCUACCCGUUUAUCUAUAUCUCAAUCUAUCUAUCUAUCUAUCUAUCUCUAUAUCAAUCAAUCUAUAUCUAUCUUUACCUAUCUAUCAAUCAAUCUAUAUCUAUCUGUCUAUUAAUCAAUUUAUAUCUAUCUCUAUCCAUUCAUCUAUCAAUCAAUCUAUCUAUUUAUCUAUCUCUCAAUCUGUCUAUCAAUCUAUAUCUAUCUAUCUGUCAAUCUAUCAGUCUAUCUAUCUAUUUAUCUAUCAAUCUAUAUCUAUCUAUCUACCUCUCAGUCUAUCUACCUCUCAGUCUAUCUAUCUAUCUAUCUAUCUAUCUAUCUAUCUAUAUAUAUAUAUAUAUAUAUAUAUAUAUAUCACUUAAUCUCUCUAUCUUUUUCUAUCUAUCUAUCAAUCUAUAUUUAUCUAUCUCAUCUAUCUCUCAUCUUGGCAUUUCUUUGUGA